GAAACAAUCUCUGUAUAUAUAUAUAUAUACAUGCUUCCAUAUUUUCUAUCUAUAUAUAUCCAAUUAAUUAAGUUGGAAAAGCAUAGAAUAGAAAAAUUAGAAAAGAAUAGAAUUGAAGAAGAUGCCUUGCCUUUACAUAACCACCAACCUUAACUUGGAUGGAAUUGACACUAAUCCCAUCUUUUCUGAAGCAACCACUGCUGUCUCCACAAUCAUCGGCAAACCUGAAAAGUUUGUGAUGGUAAUUUUGAAGUCAUCAGUGCCAAUAUCAUUUGAGGGAAACAAGAAAGCAGCUGCAUAUGCUGAGAUAGUAUCAAUGGGUGGCAUCAAUUCAGAAGUGAAGAGGAAGCUUAUUGCCACCAUUGGCACCAUUUUGGAGACCCACCUCUCUAUCCCAACAACAAGAUUUUUCCUCAAAGUCUUUGAUACAACUGCAUUUCGUACAAACUCCAAAAUCUAAUAAUAAUAAUAAUACUAAUCAUGCAUGCUUAGCUUUCUGUUUCAUCAUCAUAUAUAUAUUUAUUCUGAUUAUCUCACAUGCUAUAUAUGAGAUAUUAUUGAUGAGUCAUUGAGCUCUAAUAAUAAAUCAUUAUGGGCUACUUUAAUUUUAAUAAGUGUUUGUACUGCUGUAAAUUAACAGAAAUGUUAUUUAUCCUUUAAUUUUUAGUCUUUA
Arachis stenosperma is the source of this 673-nucleotide messenger RNA. RefSeq lists its product as uncharacterized. The transcript has 2 exons. Bases 122 to 460 code for a protein of 112 amino acids. Lineage: Eukaryota; Viridiplantae; Streptophyta; Magnoliopsida; Fabales; Fabaceae. The record is from RefSeq and is a predicted model, not a curated record. Gene Ontology annotation, molecular function: phenylpyruvate tautomerase activity.